AUGUGGUUGAGGACUUGCGCCUUGGCGAAUUUUCUGGGGCGAUGCGCGAAGCUCGCGUGGACCGUGUUCGUGCUGAUGGUGCGGAGACAAUGGGAGGCGAAGAGGAAUGCGCUCCCCGGCCCACCCGCACCGGUUUUGGGAGACGAUGACGAGGAGGGGGCUCCGGCGAAUGUCGCCGAACCGGAAGCAACGGUUCCACCGCCGCCGCCGCAGGGAACGGAGAACGUUCCAAACGCCGCGGGUGAAGCUGCAGGAACUGGGGUCGAGGUGGAACCGUCGCGCAUCGUCGCCGCGACGGUCUCCGGUUCCGCCCUUCUUCUCAGCCUCGUGCCGCCUCCCCCGUUGUCGGCUAGGAGCAUCAGCGCCCCCGCGCGGCUAGUCUCCACGCCCGUUGUUGUUGCCGCCGACAAUAUUAUCUCCGGAGAUGUCGGGCCCGCCGCCCUCGCGUCGGCUACGUCGAGGGUAAGGGCCAGUACAAUUGAGUAUCUCUAGUACGCCACCGCAUGCAUCAUCAUCGACAACGGCAAAGGCGGGGGACAGCAGUUCUGCUGCUACACCAUAUGGUGGAGGCUUUGCAAAGGAGGUACGGCGACAGAGAGACACCGCCGCCCAUUUCGUUGGGGCUGUUUUUUUGGCUCUUUUGGAGAUACCUCUUUUGUUUGGAAACAUGGCGACCACUUGGAUAGUUCACGUGGUCCUUGUAUGUUUCAACAUGGUGAUACAACAUGGUGAUAAAAUCAGAAAUGGUGGCGCCGUAAAGUCUGUACGCAACCACAGCAGCCAAGACCGCGACCGGUGUGGCGUAUUAGAUUGUCAUUUCGAACGUAAGAAUGCUGACUUAUGCCUGAGGGAGGAGGGUGUCGAGGAGUGGGGUGCUCGUUUUGCCACGUGCCGCCGGGGGGAUGGAUGCUGAUCAAUUUUUCGUUCGAGGCUAUCUUUCCGUUGUUGUUUUUUUCCGUGCUCGAUGAUGACGGACGUAACCCGCCGGAAGCAGCAGGCGACAGACGGGUCUGUCCGUGUGUUGAACACCACCACCUUAGGGGACACGUUCUGAAGAGAACACGUUGUAUGCGUACUGCAGUUAGGCACCCGUAGAGGAAUUGUAACCGUCCCCGUGUUGCUGAACCGUUGGCAUGCCAGGCUCGCAGAGUCACCCCCCCCCGCACAGAACUCCACCCUCCCCUGCCCCCGUUUACUGUAGGCCAGCCUACGACCGCAGUUCUUCAUCUUGUGUGGGAACACGCGUGACCCAUUGCGCGUUCCAACACUCGAAACUUUUCGAAUGUACGAUAGAGUGGCGGAUGUUGUGAAACGCGAUCGGGCUCUCCCCACAUUUUGUAGAUGGUCACUUGCCGAUGUCGUUGGUUCGUGUAUGUAGCUAUCUCCGUUGGUCUUAGCUCUUCGCACUAGGAAUAGUUGUGGAGAGUGAUCGCGUGCGAGAGGCACAUGUAGAAAAACAUAAAUUAAAAUUCUCUUUGUUUUUCGUUGUUUGUGUGGAAAUUCGCACUGCCUCUCAUACGGGAUGCUCUGCUUGUGCACACGUUCUGUUGGAUUUUUGGUUUUCUUUGUUCAGUUUUUGUAGAAAACAUUUUCGUGAGUAGCAUUAUUCUUUUUUUCCGGGAUGUCUUUGCCUCCUGUUUGGUCACAUCACAAAGUGGGUGUAGGUUACAACAGAGGCGUGGAAAUUUUUUGUUGUUGGUUUCUGCGGGGAUCUAGGUACUGCGAGGUCUUAUGUUGUGCAGAUAACUAUUUUGUCCGGACAGCGGGGACAAACUAAAGACGAGACCUCCAGCAGAGUACCUGUUAGAGAGAGGUCGAACUGAACAGAACAGUGGUGUUUACAGCUGAAGAAUGAAUACUUUUGAGCAACGAAAAAUAUCUGGUGGCUCUUCUUCAUUGGGUCUUCAUUUUCACUUGGUAUCGUGGAGGGUGUUGAAAGCCAUAUUUUGCAGUGACUGGGAGAGAAAACGUGCUACGUGUGUUUUACGAGCAGUAUUCGUUGGUUUCGGAGUCAAGCAAGUGGGCAGGGAGGCGGUGAUUUUUUGGCAAGUCGGCUCGUAUAUAGGCUCUCGUGU
Ectocarpus siliculosus is the source of this 2075-nucleotide messenger RNA. The record is from the annotation of a GenBank genome assembly. NCBI's taxonomy places the organism in Eukaryota, Phaeophyceae, Ectocarpales, Ectocarpaceae.